AUGCCACAGUCCGGUUUGCAAAUCAAAUGCAAUCCAUUCAAACUACCGGAAUUUCAGUCCAUUUUCGACAUACGUGAUAUGGAUAAACGUCUCCGAAAAGAGGAGAACGAACGUUUGCGUAAACUGAAAUUAGUGGAUAAAACGAACGCGGGAAAACAAGCCCCAUCACGAAAAGCUGUUCUGGCGGAUGAUGACGAUGGGGAAAGUUCUAGGGAACAACAAGAAGACAAUACAAAAAUUAUUUUGGACAGUACCAAAGGCAGACAUGUCGAGAAUGAAACGUAUCAGGAGUACAUUGCAAACCAACGUAAAAUGUUCCUGGCCGAGUACUCAAUCGCGGUUCAAAAACAUGAGAUUAGUCGUCUCGAGGAGUUGGCUCGUAGAGAGGAGAAAAAGUUGGAAUUAGCUGAACAGUGCCUGGAACAAGAUGCUGCACUGUUUGAUGAAUUUCUGCGGGACAAUGACAAAAGUUCCGUGGAAGCGAUUGCCGCUGCAGAACAGGAAUCCAGAAAGCGAGCUGCAAUGAGCGAUGAAAUUAAACAACUCACCGGGCAGCAGCUCAAAAUCAUUGCGGAAAUCAAUCGUCUGAAAGAGAUUCUCAUUGAUUAUAAACUGUAUCGAGACUUUUUGGAAAGACUCAUUCCUGAUCAGGCACGAGAAAAAUUGAGAGAAAUUCGCGAAAGACGAAUUCUAACGAAACGAUAUAUGAAAGAUGAAGAAUCCCGAAAAAUGUUCACAAUGCCAAGCGCUCAGGGGAGCAACCAACCAACCAGGCGACCAUCGUUUUUGAUGCGUCGACGCUCCUCCGUACGAUUGCUUCCUCUAACAAGACCGACUACGGCCGAGAGUACAACUCCACAAUUGCCUGAUCAAGACAGCUCGGAGUCUGAAGACGAGAACAAAGAAGUUGUGUAUUUCAAUUCUCCAAAAGACGUGUUAGAAAUUUUGUCCGAUUUAGAGGAGGCCAAUCUGCGUCUGAUACAGCACUGUCAAGAGACACAGGAAAACAUAGAUGUGAUGAAAAAUGUUACAUGCCUGACGAAAGAGAAACUCGAGUUGGAUCGUUCGCAAUUGGUCAAAUUCCACCAAUCUCUGAAAGAAGAUAUCCAUCGUCAAGCGGAACAGACCAAUCAGUUGUCCGUGAAUGUGAGUGAUUUCGAAUUUGACGGCAUGGGCAAAAGUCAACAAGAGGCCGUUUUGGAAUUAUGCCGUACGCAGAUCGCAGCCAGUUACAAGAUUUGCAUGCACAAAUCAGAUGUUUCUAUGAGUGCAUUACAAAUGCUGAAUGACCUUGAAGAGAAAAUGAUUCGACUGGUUCAGCUAAUGCACACUUUACCGGAUGAUCAAAUCAAAUCGUUACUUCAGGCAAAAGAGAAAGAGCACCGUGUACAAGUGAAAGAGCAGAAAAAACAAGAACAACGCAUGCACCAAGAAGAACGCGUACACCGUGCCCUGGAAAGAGCCAAAGCCGAACCGAAGAAAGUGACUGGUCGGCGUGUGAUGACGCGUUCGGAACCGAUCAAGAAAGAAGAAGCAGACAAGCGUGACCAAGAGGCGUUAUUGCGUGAGGAGGAAGAAAUGAUGUUUCUAUUUAGUUGA
This is a messenger RNA of Echinostoma caproni, 1599 nucleotides long. Lineage: Eukaryota; Metazoa; Platyhelminthes; Trematoda; Plagiorchiida; Echinostomatidae. The record is from the annotation of a GenBank genome assembly.